UUCAAGUCGCCCUAAUAUUUGGUGCAAAGAUAUUAGACUAUGUCUUCAACCUGUGCAAAGGUAAACUUGACUACCUGGAGCGGCUCUCUGACAAUCUGCUGCUGAAGAUCAUCUUCUAUCUUGACAUGGAAGAUAUCUCCAGGCUCUCUCAGACAUCAACCAGGUUUGCAAAGCUGUGCAAGUCCGACCCACUGUGGGAGCAGAUAGUUCAGACGGCCUGUGACACCAUCACCCCCGACAUGCGGGCCCUGGCAAAGGACGUGGGCUGGAGACAGAUGUUCUUCACCAACAAGAUCCAGCUGCAGAGGCAGAUCUGCCGGAAGAGGCAGAAGCAGAGGCAGGCAAAGCAGAAGGAGAAGCAGAAGAGUAUUUAGGGGCUCUUCUCACCAGCAGGGGCCACAGCCUGCUUCUCUCACGUCCACCUCUCACACUCUCUGUUGAACAACAGGUUUUGACGUUAAGCUAUUCCGGGAAUCACUUGCAAAUCUGAUUUUGCACACACACACAUGCAAAUCCACCCAGUCCCUUGCUUGAGCAGCCUCUUCUGUCCUGCUCAGGCCAAUCCUAUGGCCCAAGUACUAAGGGCGAUGAGACAGGAAGCUCAGGCCGCGCCACCUUCCCCGUCCCCUGUUCCCCUGAGGAAAGAGGUACCUGUUGUGUAUGAACUAACAAUAAAGAGAUAC
Messenger RNA from Psammomys obesus (fat sand rat), 683 nucleotides. RefSeq names its product F-box protein 36 (gene Fbxo36). Gene Ontology annotation, molecular function: protein binding. The record is from RefSeq and is a predicted model, not a curated record. The transcript has 2 exons. The annotation marks the transcript as partial. Lineage: Eukaryota; Metazoa; Chordata; Mammalia; Rodentia; Muridae.